AUAUGAGUAAAGUCUCAUUUCGGGCUCGACAGAUCGAUUUCAACAAACCACUUCCAAUUCUUACAUUUGACUCUGAGUUGUUUUCUGAAAUUAGCGAGAAUGCUCUUGUCAAUCGAGGGGUGCCCCAGAUUCCGAGUGGGAUGGAGAAAGACGAGGAAAAUGAGCAUCAUUUUCUUGAAGUUCUCCAGGCACUGCAGAAUCAUAAGUCAGAAGAUGUCAUUAUUCCUGUUCCCGAGAUCGUGGAUCAAUAUGCCAGUCACGCGGUUCUCUACCCCAAUGGAUACGUCCCACCUAAGCAAUUUAUCCACAUCAGAACUAUUGUCCUGGCAGAGGAAGAGCCUAUUGAAUACGAUAUGGAUACCGAAGAUGAAGAAUGGCUUCGGAAAAGUGACCUUGCUGUCUCUCCGGAUAAAUUCGAAGCUAUGAUAGACAAACUGGAGAGAGGCUGUGGACAGAAGGUAAUGAAUCUAGAGGAAGCGAAGUGUCUCCUACAAGAUGAUCCGGCCCUGGUCAUUGCUGUCUACGAUUACUGGUUAAAUAAAAGGGUCCAGAGUAGACAGCCGCUGUUGCUAAGUGUUCGACAAGAAAGGCGGGAUGGUGGAAGCAAUAAUGAUCCAUAUGUCGCUUUCCGGCGACGAACAGAGCGCAUGCAGACCAGAAAAAAUAGAAAGAAUGACGAACAAUCUUAUGAAAAAAUGCUUAUUCUUCGUGAGCAAAUGAAUGUCUUAGGAGAAAUAGUUAGCCGUCUCGUCAAGCGCGAAACCACUAAGGGGCUGUUGGUUCAAAACGAGAAAGAUGUUUUUAACAUAAGGUACCUGGCUUCCGACUGGGAUGCAUCCAAACUUGCCGAAGCCAACUUGCUAGCGCGUCGAUGUCAAAAGUUUUCAGUUGAUUCGACAUCUAAUUCUCGUGUAUCUAAGGACACUCCGAGGAAACGAUCAAACCGAAAACGCAAAUUGUCUCGACGUCCUCAUGGAUGUCCUCGUGGCAUAAGCUCUGAUGAAGCUACCGAUGUAGAUCUUGAGGAGGAUCAUACCUCUAAAUCCUUGCCGUUUGCAUUUAUCCGUACACCAGGUUGCAAAUACCUCAAACCUAGCACUGAUGUAAUGCCUGAUCCCAGGAUCUUGGAUAAUCGACUCUACAACCUCACUUGUUAUAGACUAACAAGUGUUCCUGUCCACCAUCAGCAGCAGCAUGUCUACACGGGGUAUAUUCGUCGACGAUUAGGCCGCGGUGGAAGAGUUGUAUUUGACCGUGUAGCAUGCCCACCUUCCAUACAAGCAUAUUUAGCUGCAUAUGACGAUGCACUGGGUCAUUUCGUUCCUGAUACUGAUGACCAUUACACUGAUGAAGAACUCGAUCCUGUUAUAGAUCCGUUAUGGCGGGUAUCCUCGCAGUUACGUUCUUGUAUCGCCAGCUUGCAUCCUGGUCGUCUGUCACGCACUUCCCACCUUGUUUUGUCUGAAGAAAUGGACCACUCACAGACCUCUCGUCCCUUACCGCCUCACUCCACCUCCUUUUGCAAAGCUAGCCCUAUGCCUCUCCUGAAUUGCGAUGGCUUGCAGACGCGCAUAAGUGCACACCGGUACUCCCAUUCCAGUGGCAAUGAAUCUACUCAGUCUCCUCCCGAUACGUACCUCGCCACUGCGUCUGCUGACAACCCUCUCACUUCAAAUGUCAUCCCCACGGAGGCACUUUUGGGCAAAUUUUUGGAGCAGGAUUCACACAACUAUAAGUCCUUGAUUGGCCUUGAAGGUGCGAAUUCACGCUUUGUUGAUGAAGUUAAUGCAACCACUCUGCCAGCACAUACUUCGGUGAGCUGGAUAGAUGGCUAUCUCGCUGCUCAACUUAUCCUCUGUGCCUGUCAACAGGCUUCGCUGGCUCUGCUUUCCCGAGCCCACGGCGGGUUUCCAGGCUACUCUUCGCAGACCCGCGUGGUCGACGAUGACUGCGCGAAGCAGUUACCACAUGGUGCUCCUAAUGGCCUGCAAAGAAGCUGGCCUGCUGUAAGAACAAAGGGGCUUGAUGUCGGCGCUAUGCACUUAGCCUGUUCUCAGGCCUCGGAGACCACGGAUGGUCUUAACGAGAGGAAAGAGCUCUUCUGUUGCCCUAAUCAAUCCUACUCUCUGCCGCCGGUCAGCCCUUCAAUGGAUAACGGGAUUCCGGCGGCCGCCCUGAAGCCUGGUCACUGGCCUUCAUCCAGGCAUCAGCGCCUAAAUCAUCCCGCAGAUGGCUCCAUGGAUUGUAGUGUGCUUGCCUCUUCUGCGGCCUCGACGACUGGAGCACCAGGGACGGCCGGUAAAGACUUAAGGCCCACUUCGGGAGGGCUUAGUCCCACUCAAGUCUGCUGA
Messenger RNA from Protopolystoma xenopodis, 2351 nucleotides. The record is from the annotation of a GenBank genome assembly. Lineage: Eukaryota; Metazoa; Platyhelminthes; Monogenea; Polystomatidea; Polystomatidae.